Molecule: messenger RNA, 1047 nt
Organism: Striga asiatica
Lineage: Eukaryota; Viridiplantae; Streptophyta; Magnoliopsida; Lamiales; Orobanchaceae
Source: the annotation of a GenBank genome assembly
ACAACUUUAUAUCUGCACAAGUGUGGAAAAUGGAAAGAAUUUCAAGAGACCCAUCAACGAAUUUCACGAUUGAUCUCAACACUAACCCCAUGCAAAACCCUACUGAAACCAAGUCCUAUCAUGAUGAGCUGAUCCAUGAGUUGGACCUAAUGAAAUCCAAGAACAAGAAAUUGACUGACAUGCUAAAAAUCUUGAGCAGAAAUUACGACGAUGACCUAACUAUACACGAGACGAUGAAGAAAAGGAAGACCGACGAGUACGAAAGUACCGCAAAUUACAAUAUUGGAAAUUAUAAUAAUUUGGUUAAUUGUUGUUGCGAUGAUUAUUGUUCGUCGAAAGUGAUGAAAUCGAACGUAAAGAAAGUUCAUGUUAGGAUGGACGACCCGUCAGAUACUAGCUUGGUAGUGAAGGAUGGAUAUCAAUGGAGAAAAUAUGGACAAAAGGUCACAAGGGAUAAUCCAUCUCCUAGAGCUUAUUACAAGUGUUCUUUUGCACCAAAUUGCCCUGUCAAGAAAAAGGUACAAAGAAGUCUCCAUGAUCCAUCCAUCUUAGUGGCCAUAUACGAAGGCCGCCACCGCCACCCCAACCACCACGACCGAGUCGAUUUCUCAGUCGCGCCACCACCAGAAGCAGUCGGAGUUUCGACCGGUCAAAUUCCGGUCGAAUGCUUAGGUUCCACAACGAGUCUCGGCUCAAAAGAACCCUUCACACGUAACGAAAUCCAAAAUAUUAAUCCAACUUCAGUGAAGGGCAAAAGUGAAAUCGAGAGUCUUUUGGUCGAAAAAAUGGCUUCUUCGUUGACCAAAAACCGCAGCUUCACAGCUGCACUUGCUGCAGCCAUAACAGGGAGAAUAUUGGAUGAAGUUGUGACAGAGAAUAGUGAAGGUGUUGUAUCUAAUUCAAAGGCUUUUUCAAUGUAGAAUGUGUGUAUGUUAUGUUUUUUCUUUUGGGAAUUUGAAGAGAUUGAUAAUUUGGAGUUCCUAAAUAAGAUAGUGGUGAAAUUUUAGUAGUAUUUCUAUAGUUUACAUGAAAAUUUAACGAGCUGAG